Molecule: messenger RNA, 3085 nt
Organism: Cuculus canorus (common cuckoo)
Lineage: Eukaryota; Metazoa; Chordata; Aves; Cuculiformes; Cuculidae
Gene: IL4R
Product: interleukin 4 receptor
Exons: 8
Coding region: 23-3085 (1020 amino acids)
Biological process (GO): production of molecular mediator involved in inflammatory response; cytokine-mediated signaling pathway
Cellular component (GO): external side of plasma membrane; membrane
Molecular function (GO): cytokine receptor activity; protein binding
Source: RefSeq, a predicted model, not a curated record
GGUGUGCUGUUUCUCCCUAGUGAUGGCUGCAGGACACGUACAGGAAUUUGCAUGCUUCACUGACUAUGACAAAGAGCUAGUUUGUCAUUGGAAGGUGCCUGGACAAACAAAUUGCUCCAAAGAGUUCCUGCUGUACUACAGGAUGGAAAUUAUUUCAAUGACAAAUGACAUAUGCAUCCCUGAGAAUGAAGAAGACGGUUUAAGGUGCACUUGCACGAUACGUCCAGAAUUUUUUGCAUCAGGCCUCACAUAUGUUCUAGCUCUACAGCACAAUGGGACUGAUACGGGGAAUUACAGUGUUACACCAGCGCUGGUUGUUAAGCCGAGGGCACCCAAAAAUCUUACCAUUGAGAAAGUGGAAAAUGGUAAUUUCAAUCUGAGUUGGGAGGAGAGCUACUCUCCUCCAUCUGUGCUCUCUGGACAUCCUGUCAUCUAUGAAGUGAAAUACUGGAGGAAGCAGCACCCAACAGAGGUUUCUGUAAAAGCAAUCAACUACCAGGCAAAAAGCUUUGAAAUUGCUGCGAGCUCCUUGAGGAGAGGCUAUGAUUACGUUGCAAGUAUAAGGUGUAACUAUACAGACUACCCAGCCUACUGGAGCGAAUGGAGUGAAGAAGUGGAAUUUCACUGUGAUUACCACGUAACAGCUGAAGACGUUCUGCAGAUGGCUGUUCCUGUGGCCUGCCUGCUGAUCCUGGCAGUAUCUGUAACUUGUUACUUCUGUUUCACCAAAGUGAAGAAAGAAUGGUGGGAUCAAAUCCCAAAUCCAGCAAAGAGCCAUUUGGUUGUAAAAAAUGUCAAGUUUUCAGUUUUGAGCUACAUUGAUGAAAUUAAGUUCCCGUUCCAUGACUUAAAGCACAGUCAUAUGGAAAACCAAAUAAACAGAAGUUGCAAGAACUGUCUGGCUCAAAGUUUGUCAAGGCAAAACUUCAAGGGAAAAGAUAACAUCAGAAAUGUUGAGAAACCUUGCAGUUGCCACAGCAGGUCUGGAGAAUGGUUUCCAAAAGGCAGCAGUGCAGUUUUAACCCCUGAGACAGUUAUGGUUGAAGAAUCCAUAGAAAUCUGUGAACGUUUAGCAGACGUUGAGGCUGAGAGCCAGGAUGAGACUAGUAACCAGACGACCACGUUUGAGCCUUGUGAGAGCAGUUUCAGUGCUUUCAGAGAGCACACUGAACACAACGAUGCACUAGCUAGCAUGUUUAUUGAACUCCUGGCAGAUGAAAGCAACAUGCGAGAUGAGAGAGACCGAGGUGUCAACACAGGUGAGAAUAAAACCUUUGAGAAGCUUGAGUCAGAAAAUCCAUCACAGCAAAAUCCAAAAGAAAGUGCUGCCCCAGAAGAAUCCUGUAGAUUUGGCUGUCAAAGCGCCAGAAUAAAUUCUACUCUGAAUGCAAGAGAUCUUCAACAUAUUGUUCAGCAAAGCCUUUUUCCGUGCAGUUCUGAAAUCCAGCAUGAUUCACGUGUCCUGAUCCAGGAAUCUCUAAAUAGACCAUCCCUUGGGGCCAGAAAAGACAGAAUAAGCAGCCCUGUGCACAAGAGUUUUGGUACAGAUGUGUCUCCAUCCAUGGGGUUGUUUAAUUCUGCCUACAAGAGCUUUGACGCCCUCACCUCUCCGUCCACGCAGCCCUGUGGUUCUGCCUACAAGAGCUUUGAUGCCCUCACCUCUCCAUCCACGCAGCCCUGUGGUUCUGCCUACAAGAGCUUUGAUGCCCUCACCUCUCCAUCCACGCAGCCCUGUGGUUCUGCCUACAAGAGCUUUGAUGCCCUCACCUCUCCAUCCACAGAGCCCUGUGGUUCUGCCUACAAGAGCUUUGACGCCCUCACCUCUCCAUCCACGGAGCCCUGUGGUUCUGCCUACAAGAGCUUUGAUAUUCUUGUGUCUGCGUUCAAAGAACCAAGUAGCGCUGAGUAUAAGAGCUUUGAUACCCUUAUGUCUCAGUCUAUGGCUAACAGUAGCCCAACUCUGUGUUUUGAAAAUGUGUGCUCCUCACCACAUUUGGUGCAGUUUUCAGGGAUGCCGGGACUUAGCUGCAGAGCUCAAAUCUGUCACCCCCCCAGCAAUCAGACAUGUUACACUACCUGCAGAUCUUCCUGCACUGAGCUUGAUUUUACAUCUUUGUCCACACAUGCAAAUGACUGUGCUUCAACUUUCUUACCAGAGGAAGACAUACAUAAGCAAAUAAUAUAUCAAAGCGUUCAGAAGAAGGCCAGUAUAACUCCUUGCCCCACUGGACCUCAGCUCUCUGGUUAUCAGUAUGCAGUUAAACACAGUGGUACAUACGAUGACAGUGAUGAUGAGGUUAUCUUUAGGUCACUGUAUGAACCCUUCAUUCGCCUUUUGUACAGCAACCUGAGAGAAACGCCUCCAGAUGCCAUCACCAGUGAACCUGACCAGAGGAGAGGUGACCGUGUAUGUUUGGUUGUACCAGGCUUUGACUGCAGCAUUGUCCCAGGUUUAGCCGCUAGUGAUAAUGUUGCACAGACUGGUCAUGGCAGCCUUUGGAUCAUCCACUCUAAUGAGCUAUCUAGGGAUAGCAGAGAUGAAAAUGCCAGCAGUGGCAAACAGCUGUUGCACUUGUUAGAGCUGAACUGUCAAGAUCUGAACAGUGGAGAAAGUACUGUAAAGGGGACUAAACCUGACAGCUGUAGCUACACUGGCAAAGGAAUGCAAGGGAGCAGCAGUAACAGCCUGAAUCCUGAGUUUCACUGCCACACACACAAGCACUUGAGGAAACUUGAAAAUGCAGGGGAAAAUAAAGAGGUGAUGAAGCAUCUGGUAGUCAGGAGGUGUGGCUCAGCAGGUAGCUCGCCAGAGGAGUCACUGGACAGCAUUGGGCUGAACAGAGAAAGUGAAACAGCAGAGCUCCAGGAGCUCCUGGUCUCAGACAAGCUGUUGCCACCUUUUUUUGUGCAAAACUCUUGUCCAUGUGAUUCUUUCACCAUUCACAGUGAGGGUUCCAGACUGGCGUCUGCAGUUAAAGCAAAAUCAGUAGAGCUAUUAAGGGAAAACAUCAGGGAGAAUGAGAAAAGAGCAAAGCUGGUACAAGCCCUCGCUCAGGAGGACAACUGCUACAUGAAGGUGGCCUAG